This is a messenger RNA of Moneuplotes crassus, 945 nucleotides long. The record is from the annotation of a GenBank genome assembly. Lineage: Eukaryota; Ciliophora; Spirotrichea; Euplotida; Euplotidae.
AUAAUUAAGCUCUUAUUCUAAAUGGAAGAUAUAGUAAGAAAAAAUAGUGCCAGGAUCAGGUCUGAGCUACAAGAGUACAAGGAGUUACUCUUGGAGACCCUGAAGGCUAAACAGGGAUGUGAUGGUAUUGAUUCGAAAGAUUUGGUACUGGGACUUAAGACGAAAUUGAUGAAUAUCAGGAAAUCCUACAUAACCUCUCGCCAAUCCCUCAACGAUCUCAAAACCCUCAACUCCCAACGUGACAAAAUAGACUCAAAGAACCUGUCUCUACAGUCUCUCCUGUACGAGAAGCACUACCUUGACAAGAAGAUCCAUGUGUGUAAAGAAUACACCACUCCUGCACUACUCAAGCUCCCUGAAUCCAAGCUCACUGCUGCUUUGGACCAGGAUGCUUUGGAUAAGAUAACUUCAAUUUCUUCAAAAAUUAGUGACGAUGAUCAUAAAUCCUUCCUAGCCCUCGAGCAAGCAGAGCUUUCAGCUAGAAAGGCCAAACACAAAUUAUACGAAGACAAGCUAAAACAGACUGAAUUUCAGAAGGAAAGACUUAUCAAAAGAAGGAAAAUUAUCGAUGAGUUCUCCACUAGCCUGAAAUCACUCAAAGUCGCUGGAAAUGAAGCCAAAGAAUGCUUCACAGACACAAAGAUUGAAAUAAAAGAAGAGAAAAAGAUAGAAACUCAAUCACUAGAAGAGCCUCAGGAACAGCCAAAUAGUGCAAAAGAGUCAGAUGAUGCCAGCAAUGCUGGCAGUCUCUCCCAAAACGAAAGCAAUGACCAAGAAAAGCAGGUUAGCAAGCGACAGAUCCAUGAUAGCGAUGAAGAAGAGGCUCCUCAAGCCCAGGUCGACCAACCUGAGCAACCUCCCAUUGAAGCCGAGGGCGAAGAUAAAGCAAGUGACAAAGCAAGUGAAGAAGAAUCAGAACCAGGAGAAGAGAAAGUAAUUACUUAA